Molecule: messenger RNA, 3051 nt
Organism: Drosophila albomicans
Lineage: Eukaryota; Metazoa; Arthropoda; Insecta; Diptera; Drosophilidae
Exons: 1
Coding region: 209-1072 (287 amino acids)
Source: RefSeq, a predicted model, not a curated record
UCAUUUCAUCCUAACCCGUCAAAGCAGCAACACAGCAGCCAGUAGCGUUGUGCGGCAAAGUGCAAGACUCAGCCCCAAACAAACAUUUGAAAAGAGAAAGUGCGUUUUGUGUGCGGUACAAAAGCCAAAAAAAGUGUUCAGCCCUUUAAGGACUAUACAAUACAACAAGUGUAACACAACAAACUACAACAAAACAACAACCAUUAAAAUGGCAAACAAUAAAGUUAUUUUCGGUGUCUUGUGUUUGGUCACACUGACCGCUGCUCUCCCCGCCGAGGAAACACGCGGCCAUGCCCGUAACGCCAUCGGCGCCGAGAACGACAUUAUGGAUAGCAUCUACAGCGAUUGCCUGCGCAAGGAUUCAGUAUCGUGCGUCAAGUACAAGCUGUUCAACUUCGUCGACAAGGUGCUGGGCGCCCGCGACCAAUUCUCGUUGACCGAAGGCGUCACCGUGGUGCGCUCAUCGGAUGCGCCCGCUCCUGAGGCAGCUCGCUCCAUCUCCGGCGACGAAUCGUUCGAGUCUCUGGCACUCAACCGCAUCAGCAGCUUCCUUAACUCGCACACCAUCAAGGUGGAACUGAAGGGUGCUGAUAUCGUCCAAGCCGUUAGCUCCACUGGCCGCGCCCUCGAGGAUGCCUCUGAGUCACUGUUCGGCAGCAACGAUCCCAAUGCCCCCGAGGAGAGCCGUGGUAAGAAGAAGAAGGCCGCCAAAAUCUUGGGCCCCAUUCUCGCUCUUGUUGCCCUGAAGGCCGCCGCUCUGUUGCCCCUGCUCUUGGGUGCCAUCGCCCUGAUUGCUGGCAAGGCUCUGUUGAUCGGUAAGAUUGCUCUGGUGCUGUCGGCCGUCAUCGGCCUGAAGAAGCUGUUGUCGCAGGAGAAGCACGUCACCUACGAAGUGGUCGCCCAUCCCCAUCACAGCAGCAGCCACUCGGUCAGCCACGACUCAUAUGGCAGCGGAUACAGUGCCGAUGCUGGUGCUUCGUCUGCCUCAUACGGCAGCAGCGGUCAUGGUGGCUGGGGACGUUCCAUCGAUGCCCAAGAUCUGGCCUACGGUGCCCAGAAGCCUCAGGCUUAAGCGAGAGUAAACACACAGUCAACAACCACUCAAACAAACCACAAGAACCACACGAACCAACUGACUCGAGCUUUACUCAAGCUCACACUGAACAGAGACUCUUGAAGAGGAACAACAAAAACCACAACAACACAUAUUACUUAUCGUUCGUUUUAAUUAUUUAUUAAUAUAAUUUAUUUUAUUUAUUUUUCCACACGAAUAAGAAAAACGCACACAAGAAAAAGGAAGAAACUAUGCGAAAAUGCAAAACAAAAAACGAAAAAAAAAUACUUAAAAGUAGUUAAGCUAAAUGACAUCGUAGCGAAAAGAGAAGAAAAAAAUGCUAACAAAACUCCAGAGCCACAAUUAGGUUUGUAAUGCUGAGUGUGCGUGCAUUUAGUUGCAUACAUUAACCAUUAACAAUUAUAAGUUAAGUUUGUAAAAAAAAGCACAAAGCGAGAGUUAAAGUCGGUACCUUAUGCAAUGUUUCAAAUACUCAUAAGCCCAGGCGGCGACACUGAGCACACUGAGCGUCCAGUCCAGCUAGCCUUAGGUCUAAGCUCGCACAAGGACAUCCCCGAACGCUUCCCCGAACAAGCACACAUACAGACACACAGACACACAUUCAAUCAUCGCCCCCAUAAACACACAUAACACUGUAUCUAUCUAUCGCUGUUUCCUUCUAAUGCACAACAUACUCUCGUACUUACAUUCAUCACAGUCUCUGAGUCAUAAUACUCUAUUAUCUAUCCUGAACUGAUCUAUCUAUCGCUAUCGCUAUCACUGUCUACUAUCUCUACUUACUCUACCAUCUAUCAAUCUAGAGACUAUACCAAAACAUUGUUGGUUGCUAUGCAACUGUUUGCAACGUACAAAUGUUGAUCUAUCUUAUUAAUCUAUACACUCUAUCCUGUACUCUGUUGUACUCUUUACAUGCAAUUCUAGUCUUACAUUACAACAACAGCAACUAUAGCAACAUCAGCAAGCAAGCAUGCCUACUACUACUAGCUUUAACUACAACUAGCUCUAACUUCUAUCAGUAUCUCUUUCACACACACACACACAUACACAAUCUAAAUCUAAAUCUAUCUAAAAACUAUCUGUCUUUCGAGUCAUAGUUUUGGUCAUAUACUUACUAUACGCCAUAACUUGCCAUAGUUUUCCUGCCUUAUGCACACAAAACUGAACUGAACUCAGCUUAUGAACUAUAUUUUUCUUUUCCAAUUUCCAAACUUCAAGACAUCAACUUUCUCACAACUUCUUCUGACAUCUUCAUCUCACUCUCAUAUUUUUUAUUUUUCUCUAAAUCUCACUCUCUCUCUCUCUUCAUUUAUAUAUCUGUCUUUUUUCUCAUUUCUCUGCUACUAUUUCUGUCUAUCACUAUCUCACGCUCUCACCGUUUCAGCUGCUCUGUCUAUAUACAUCUGUCACUUUCUAACGCUCUACUUUCCAAAAACAAAAUACAAAAAGCACGCACGUACGUUCUCUGUAACCAUAGUUCACUGUAGGAUUUUUAUGUUUAUUACUCAUACAAUUGUAUUUAAUAUAUCAGCGACUUUGGUCGGCGCAUUGUUAUAGCAUUGUGCUUUAAACUUAUUUUUAAUCUAUUUAAAAAUAUUUGUUUAAAUCACUUUGGAAACUUCAAGUCGCCAGCUGGUGGUCAACAUUAAUUUAAAUACAUAUUUUAACAUAAGCAAAAUCGUACGGCACUUUCACAUUAAGAACUACAGCGAGAAGCAUAGAAGCUGCAGAUAUGGACAACUCACAGAAGAAACAAACAACAACAAAACAAACACAUAAAUCACAAUUCACACACAAAGAAUGUAAAUCUCUUUUAUACAGCAUAUUUUCUCUGUAAUAAAUGCAUGUCAUUAAAGAAUGAAGAAAAACAUUAAGUACAAAAAACGCUAAAAAAAAAAAUAAAUAAAAAAACUUAAAAAAUAAAAUGAAAAUAAAACAAGCAAGGAAGAUUAAUAAAUAAAAAAUCAAUGAAAAAUCAA